Molecule: messenger RNA, 1837 nt
Organism: Eruca vesicaria subsp. sativa (arugula)
Lineage: Eukaryota; Viridiplantae; Streptophyta; Magnoliopsida; Brassicales; Brassicaceae
Source: the annotation of a GenBank genome assembly
AUGAUCUUCACGAAGCGGUUCAAAAAAACAAAGAAGCUGUUCAGAGAUCCAAAUCCGGAUGACGUUAUAGAUGCAUUUGAGACAUAUACGGAUGGUGAGACGGAAAUGACGCCGGAUCAACUUCAAUGUUUCUUGAAAGAGGUACAGGGUCAACUGAUCGACAAUACAACCGAUCGGGCGAAGAUAAAGAGGAUUGUCGAAGAAGUGAUUCGCGAGAGACACCCCGUUUCUACGAGUCUGAGAUGGCAAGCACUCACAUUCGACGACUUUGCAUAUUAUUUGUUUUCUUAUAAAUUUAACCCGGCGGUCAGUUGUCAGGUCCAUCAGGAUAUGACAGCUCCUCUGACGCAUUACUUCAUAUACGCUAGCCACUACUCCUACUUAACCGGCUUUGACCGUGAAAGCGAAUGUGGAGAUGAGCCAAUCAUAAAAGACUUGAGAUCAGGUGUGAGGGCAAUCGAUCUUGAUCUGUGGUCUGAUGCUAACGACAAUAUCCUUGUCGCACAUGGAAGGAACUUGUGGAAACAUGUGGAACUAGGAAAAUGUUUGCAAUCCAUUAAAGAUAAUGCAUUUGUCAGUUCGGCGUAUCCUGUUAUCAUUACACUUGGCGACAAUCUGACUCCAAUAUUUCGAACCCACGUUGUGAAGAUGAUAACUCGGACAUUUGGAGAUAUGUUAUAUAAUCAUGAUCCUGGAAGUUCCAAAGAAUAUCCUUCACCAGAAGAACUGAAGUUCAGGAUACUAAUAUCCACAAAACCUCCACAUGAACAGCUAGACGCAGAUGAUGUGAAGGGGAAGGAUUCAGAGCAGUCUAUUUUUGCUUGGAUGAUGCAAAAUGAUCACGAGAAGGUUUGUUACCAGCGCCUUAUUGCCAUCCAUUAUUUUAGAAUAUAUGAGGGCAUACAAAAGGUAUGGAAGUUUCAAGAAAGUAAAAACAAGUGGCUUAGUUUGACUGAGCAAUCACUUGAGAAAGUUAUUGCAUCGUAUGGCACAGAUGUUACAAGAUUCACCCAGAGAAAUUUUUUGAGGAUAUACCCUAAAGGUUCAACCAAUAAGUAUUUCAACUGUAAACCUCGGAAUAGUUGGAUGAACGGAGCUCAAAUGAUUGCAUUCAACAUGCAGGGAUACGGGGAAGCUUUGUGGCUCAUGCAUGGUAUGUUUAGAGGAAAUGGAGGGUGUGGUUACAUCAAAAAGCCAGAUUUGCUUAUGAACUUUGGCCCCAGCAAUGAUUUUUUUGAUCCGAAAGAAAACUUGAGGGUGAAAAAAACAUUAAAGGUGAAAGUCUUGAUUGGAGAUGGGUGGCACAUUGAGUUCAUGAAAAAUAACUUUGAUCAUGAUUUUCCUCCAAGCUUGUACAUCAAAAUGGGUAUUGCCGGAGCACCAGCUGAUGAAAUUAUGAAAACAGGGUACAAUGAGUUCAGCUUCCCGUUAACUGUUCCCGAACUUGCUUUGCUCCGUGUGACAGUUCACGACUUAACAGGUGAGUAUGGUUUUCCCGGUCAAACUUGUUUACCAGUGUCUGAGCUAAGGCAGGGCAUACGGGCCGUUCCGCUCUUCGAUAAAAAGGGUGAUAAGCUCAGUUCUAUUCGGCUUCUUAUGCGUUUCGAUUUUCUCUGAGCCUUCUUCUCCCCAUCAACUUUCUCUUAAGAAUCCACUCUAUGAUUAAGAGUAUAUUUCCUAAUUAGAGAGGAGCUCAUCUAAACGUUGUGCGUGUUUUUGGCCAACUCUGCGCUUAAUCAAGACAAAUUGCCCAUAUAUUUGAUAAUGCGAGGCUUUUUUCCCACUUUAUUACAACAUUAUUCUCUUUAUUAUUCGUCAACAAUUAUUAGAAAAUAAU